UUUACCAGAACCUAUGCCCGGUACGUAUAAAAAAUUCAGGAAAGUUUAUCAUCAAUCAACUGUUGGUUUAUAAGUACUUGGCAAUAAUUACCUUACUUCCUUAGAAUUUAUUCACGUUCUUAGAAAUACAACAUACGCUCCUAUUCUAUAGUGAAAUAUUUUUCGGGUUAUAAAAGCGUAAAAAAAUCUUUCUUUGAGGUAAAGCUGAUGGAAAAAAUGUAGGAGAGAUUUUUUUAACGAUCUGAAGUGUUUGUCCAUUUAGGAUAUAGAUUACCAGCGUUCGCUAGUUCCGCGCGCGAUUGAUUAUUAGCACGUGCUUUAUGUUAAAACGAAAACCUUUGAAAACCUAAUUACCCUCGUCUUCUGUUUUGGUAGCUGCAGAAACACGAGGUAAAGGAGUUUUACCUUUGCUCUUAGCAAAUUAAGCGCUACGGUCUUAACAAUAGAUUUGUUUCUCAACAGCAUGAAAAGCUAGGAAUAACCAGGCAAAAAAACAAUAAUAAUAAUAAAACGAAGAGUGGAACUUAUGCUAUGUUUCGGGUCUAUCAUGGGACAGAGGAUCGCAAAGCGACAUUCAGAACGCGGAGUAUCUCUCUACAACCAACAGAAUUAUGCUGAGGCGUUGCUUGAACUUGAAGAUGCAUGUAAAAAACUGACCAAAGAAGAGGAUAUUUUUAGAAAUUUAAAUUAUCUAUGUUUGGUGUAUAUGGAGCUGGGUAGAUACCACGAUGUUUUAUUAUGUGCAAAACGUCAGGUAGUCGUUAGCGGUCAGAUGCAGAAUGAUGCCCUGCAGGCAGAGGCCACCUUUAACAUGGCACGUGCUUAUGAAAGAUUAGGGGAGUAUCGAACUUCGGUGUCUCUAUGCACUAGAAGUUUAGUGUGCAAAAAUCUUGUAGAUAUGACCCCGCUUUCAGGAUAUGCGCAUUUAUGUCUGGCAAAUAGUUAUUACGGUCUCAGUGAAAUUCGGAGGAGUUUAAAACACUAUGAUAAAUCAGCACAUGUUUCACGGAUUUUGUGUGAUACAGUGUUGGAAUUACGAGUUUUUAUGGGACUUGGGCAACUCUUUAUGACGUUGCAAGACAACGCCACCGCCCUUCAGCAUUACGUCAGAGCGUCUGAAAUAGCUCGGCAAUUUUCGGCGAAUCAUCCAUGUGUAAAAUAUCAGCGUCGCGUGGCUGUUGAGAUGGCAGUAGUUUAUGCCAAACUUGGUCGACUCGGGGAAGCACUGGAAAUAUGCGAGGAAGCCAUGAAACAGGCGCUCACCCAUGGUGACCGGCUCGUGCAGGCGAGGUGUUUACUCAAUUUUGCAGAAAUUCACCGAGAGAAACAGAAUUACCAGAGAGCGUAUCCUAGAUACCAGUCAGCAUACGCCAUCUCUAUGGAGACAGGUGACCGGAAGUGCCAACUUGACGUACUUUCCGGUAUGGCUCUGUGUGUGUUUGGUUCACAAGAUAUGGAACAGGCUGUAGAACUGAACGAAAAAGUACUUAAAUUAUCACAAGAAAUAGAUUCUAAGCUCGAUAUGUUGGAGAGUCACCGACGACUUUGUGAUAUCUACAUGUAUCUAGAAUCAUCGGAAUUUUCUCAACUGCACGGUUUUCACGUGCGCCAGCUGUUGAAUGAGUUACAGCUGUAUUGUGGGGUGUGCACGGAAAUCAUUGGAGCAAAAGAUGAAAAGUUACGUCCCCUGCCCUGUUACCAUAUCAUACAUGAAAGAUGUUUGGUCCACCUCUACCGUCCUACGUCAUCAUCAACGUUGUCGUUACAGAGACGUCGCCCCUGUCCCACGUGCAGACACAGGACGUCGUCUAACCCGAUAUCUGACGAGGAAUUUUAAAAACUUUACUGAUCUCUUACCGCUUAUCACAAAAAGUGUUCAAAACUGUUCAAUAGUUAGGUGAUUAUAUUGAAUUGCAUGUUUUAUUUAUAAUUUAUAUAUCAUUAUUUAUACGAAUCAUAUAUUAUCCGUUUAGAUUGAAGCUGAGACAGAAAAUUUAGAAUGUGAAAUACCCGAUAUACUGUUUUAAACAAGAAAUAGUACAUGUAUAUAUAGACUGGAUUUUUCAAAACCUGGUGUUACCAGAAACUUUGAUUUAUUAGACCUAUAUUUUUAGAUACGAUUGGAAAAAGGUAUUUGUUUAAUCUAAAUAUGGCUUCCACAAUGUCAGGUAUAAAUUAGACAUAUAUCGAACAAAAGCGACAACAGGAAUCAUGAACGCUUCACGAAAUGUUUUAUUAUUGUCUUAUCUGUUGUAAUAGCACUUUGUCUUUCUUUGAUCGUGGUAAAAUUAAUUAAAACUUACUUCUUAUCCGA
Messenger RNA from Ruditapes philippinarum (Manila clam), 2314 nucleotides. Its product is annotated as 43 kDa receptor-associated protein of the synapse-like. The transcript is spliced from 6 exons. The record is from RefSeq and is a predicted model, not a curated record. Gene Ontology annotation, molecular function: protein-membrane adaptor activity; acetylcholine receptor binding. Gene Ontology annotation, biological process: chemical synaptic transmission. The coding region runs from base 527 to 1837 and encodes 436 amino acids. Lineage: Eukaryota; Metazoa; Mollusca; Bivalvia; Venerida; Veneridae.